Jatropha curcas is the source of this 462-nucleotide messenger RNA. RefSeq names its product anaphase-promoting complex subunit 11 RING-H2 finger protein. Gene Ontology annotation, biological process: anaphase-promoting complex-dependent catabolic process. The record is from RefSeq and is a predicted model, not a curated record. Gene Ontology annotation, molecular function: ubiquitin protein ligase activity; cullin family protein binding; zinc ion binding. Gene Ontology annotation, cellular component: anaphase-promoting complex. Lineage: Eukaryota; Viridiplantae; Streptophyta; Magnoliopsida; Malpighiales; Euphorbiaceae.
AUGCAAGGAGAAGACAAUGAAAGUCAAGCUUUUACGUGGCAUGCUGUCGCUUCGUGGACGUGGGAUGCUCAAGAUGAAACAUGUGGGAUCUGUAGGAUGGCUUUUGAUGGCUGUUGUCCUGAUUGUAAACUCCCUGGAGAUGAUUGUCCAUUAAUUUGGGGUGUAUGCAACCAUGCCUUUCAUCUUCACUGCAUCUUGAAAUGGGUGAAUUCACAGACUUCUCAAGCACAUUGUCCCAUGUGCCGUAGAGAGUGGCAGUUUAAAGGAUGAAGAAGUCGAAUUGGAUUCUAAAAAAUGUCACUUUUCCCCCUUUCUUUUUCUUUGCCAAACGUGUUUUCUGUUGUAUGAUGGCAUUUUCUGGAGGAGUUCUUUCUAACAAUUUUGUAAUAUACUAUGUGAAUCCUUAUCCUUUCUGGAUGUAGACAGCUUGUUAAUUAGAAAAAACAUUAUCUUUUUAUCACC